AUUCCUCUAAUACUUGGAGCCCCUGACAUAGCUUUCCCCCGAAUAAAUAAUAUAAGAUUUUGACUAUUACCUCCAUCAUUAAUCUUACUAAUUUCAAGAAGAUUAGUAGAUUCAGGGACAGGGACAGGUUGAACAGUUUACCCCCCUUUAUCAAGAAAUCUUGGACACUCAGGACCCUCUGUUGAUUAUACAAUUUUUUCUUUACAUAUAGCAGGAAUUUCAUCAAUUCUUGGAGCAAUUAAUUUUAUUUCUACAAUAAUUAAUAUACGACCAAAAGGAAUAAGAUUUGAACAAAUACCUUUAUUCGUUUGAGCAGUAAAACUAACAGCUAUUCUUCUUUUAUUAUCUCUUCCAGUUCUAGCAGGAGCAAUUACAAUAUUAUUAACAGAUCGAAAUAUAAAUACAACUUUUUUUGAUCCUUCAGGAGGAGGGGAUCCAAUUCUAUAUCAACACUUAUUUUGAUUUUUUGGACACCCAGAAGUUUAUAUUUUAAUUUUACCAGCCUUCGGAAUAAUUUCUCAUAUUAUUUCACAAAAAUCAGGAAAAAAAGAAACAUUUGGAACUCUUGGAAUAAUCUACGCAAUAAUAACAAUUGGAUUAUUAGGAUUUGUAGUUUGAGCACAUCAUAUAUUUACUGUAGGUAUAGAUGUUGAUACACGAGCUUACUUUACCGCUGCUACAAUAAUUAUUGCAAUCCCUACUGGUAUUAAAAUUUUUAGAUGAUUAGCAACACUAUAUGGAUCUAAAAUAAAUUUUAGAUCAUCAAUACUAUGAACAUUAGGAUUUAUUUUUUUAUUCACAAUAGGAGGAUUAACAGGAAUUAUACUUUCUAACUCUUCAAUUGAUAUUAUUCUACAUGAUACAUAUUAUGUUGUUGCACACUUUCAUUAUGUCUUAUCUAUAGGGGCAGUAUUUGGAAUUAUAGCAGGAUUUAUUUACUGAUAUCCAUUAUUUACUGGGAUAACAUUAAAUAUAAAAUGAUUAAAAAUUCAAUUUACUAUUAUAUUUUUAGGAGUAAAUAUAACUUUUUUUCCACAACAUUUUUUAGGGUUAAAUGGAAUACCCCGACGUUACUCUGAUUACCCAGAUGCAUUUACAAUAUGAAAUAUUAUUUCAACAAUUGGGUCAAUUAUUUCUUUUAUUAGAGUAUUAUACCUAAUUUUUAUUAUUU
Neodiprion fabricii is the source of this 1171-nucleotide messenger RNA. Its product is annotated as cytochrome c oxidase subunit 1-like. Gene Ontology annotation, biological process: mitochondrial electron transport, cytochrome c to oxygen; electron transport coupled proton transport. The annotation marks the transcript as partial. The transcript has a single exon. Gene Ontology annotation, molecular function: cytochrome-c oxidase activity; heme binding. The record is from RefSeq and is a predicted model, not a curated record. NCBI's taxonomy places the organism in Eukaryota, Metazoa, Arthropoda, Insecta, Hymenoptera, Diprionidae. Gene Ontology annotation, cellular component: membrane.